Molecule: messenger RNA, 1095 nt
Organism: Acanthosepion pharaonis
Lineage: Eukaryota; Metazoa; Mollusca; Cephalopoda; Sepiida; Sepiidae
Source: the annotation of a GenBank genome assembly
AUGUCGCUCUGUGGUCCCGUCCAGUCAUCAUUCGGUGCGGAGGCAGCAGCAAAGCCCGCCGCCGGUGACGCUAUCAUCGAUCAUCGAUCCGCCAUGAAAGGCUUCGCGAGACAUUUGGCAGACCGGCACUCCCCCAUUCCCCAACGCCGGGACGACCGACCGGAUGAGCGACUCCCUUUUCGACCGGGAGGUCGCGAAAUUCCGACAAUUGCUGACGACCGGCCGCUCGUCGAUCUUCCUCCAGCUGUUCGACUCUCGUCGCGCUCGGUGACGACCGCGCGCCAAGGAGGUCGAGAUCGCGCUGGCGCGCACGGAUGCCUUCUAUGCCGGCCAACCAGGCGCCCGACUACCAAAUCCCCAAGGCGAAUAUCGCCUCGUCCUCUCCGAUCAUCGGUACCGUGCGCCAGCCUUCUGCCUCCAUGUCGCGCGCUUCUGGCUGGGUGUGCUGGUGGCGGUCGUCCUGCUGAACGCCGCCUGGUGGUGAUCGCGCCGGGCCUGUCGCCGAACGGAUCGACGGAGCAUGCGCAACUGACCCCAGUGCGCCCGCGUGAUCGCCAUCGGCGACAGCUAUCGGGCCGAUACGCUCGCGUCGGAGCCGGCAAUCCGCAGCCGCGACGUUUCGGUCCGCCCCCACCCCCCUCCUCGACGUUCGCUCUACGUUCGACAUCUAUUAUACGCGGCACGGCGUCCGCACAGAACAUCCUGCCGCCGCUAUCGGCGCUCCGCGACAGGCGUGCCCGCAAAUGUCGCGUCGCAGCUCAAGCCACCACGUUGGUGACGUCAUCUAUAUCGGGCCGCUCGUCUGGGCAUUCUACUACCGGUUUUCGCAGGCGUCGGGAUCACCACUCAUGGCAAAUGAGCUGGUCGAUCGGACCACGGGCAGCGUGCGAUGAAACCGGCGGCUCGGGCAACAAGCGGCCGGCAUCAUUGGCUACAUCGCCGCCAUGCCGGGGCCUGCGGGCAAGCGUAUCUUCGCGCACUCGUCGUCGCCCGCCCCCCAACACCAUCGCCGCUGACGGCGAUCAGGGCCUCAACGGCGCGUCCCAUGCGGUGACGGGCGCGGUCAAACUGCCGAUCCGGCCGUUCGGCGCAUAG